AUGGUUGUCAAGUGGACCCCCGACAAGGACUCGUUCAUCCUGAACCACCUCCUUACCAGCUCCAGCAUCAAGAUCGAUGCUUCCGUCCUCGACGAAAUGAUCGCUGCCUGGCCCGAGUCGUUUGGAGACAAGCCUACCAAGAAGGCCUUCACUGAGCACUUCGCCAAAGUCCGCAAGAACAACAAGGGCCUCGCUGGUGGUGGCUCUCCCGCCCCUUCCACCCCCUCCGGUGGCAUCAUCAAGAAGAAGACUCCCGCCUCCAAGACACCUGCAAAGCGCAGAAAGGCCAAGAACGCCAUCGACUCUGAGGACGACGACAAGGCUCCUCCCACCAAGACCCCCACCAAGCGCAAGAAGACCCUCGCUGUCUCUUCUGAAGAUGCCGAGGAUGAGGACAUGGACAACGAGGUUUCUGAUCUGGGCAUCAAGGUCAAGGCUGAGCCUGAGGACGAAGAGGAAAGUCCUUCCAAGAAGCCUGCUCUUCGUGGUGUCAGUGUUCCUAAGUAUGCUGAGAGCGAGGGAGAGGCUAGUCAUGCCAGUGGUGCUGAUGACGCUGAUGACUACAAGGAGGUUGAGGUUGACGCUGGAGCUGAGAUGGAGAUUUGA
Molecule: messenger RNA, 606 nt
Organism: Aureobasidium subglaciale EXF-2481
Lineage: Eukaryota; Fungi; Ascomycota; Dothideomycetes; Dothideales; Saccotheciaceae
Exons: 3
Coding region: 1-606 (201 amino acids)
Source: RefSeq, a predicted model, not a curated record